Messenger RNA from Nicotiana tabacum (common tobacco), 1131 nucleotides. RefSeq lists its product as uncharacterized. The record is from RefSeq and is a predicted model, not a curated record. Gene Ontology annotation, biological process: P450-containing electron transport chain. Gene Ontology annotation, cellular component: mitochondrion. NCBI's taxonomy places the organism in Eukaryota, Viridiplantae, Streptophyta, Magnoliopsida, Solanales, Solanaceae. Gene Ontology annotation, molecular function: electron transfer activity; 2 iron, 2 sulfur cluster binding.
AAUGAAAAGGACAAACUAGUUUUUCAUAAUUUCGCACUCUCCCAAAUCUCCCAAUAAAUAAUUGGGGGUUUAGUAGGGCUUUAACUGAAGCUGAAUCUGAAAAAUUGAGUCCUAACCCGACCCGUGUUCCAUUUCUCUCUGGUGUAACGGUGAACGAUCAGAAAAUGGUCGGCUUCCAUGUCAUCCGAAUCGCCCGUCGCUUUGCUCGAUGCUCUGCUUUUGGAUCAUUUUUGAAAGUAGGGUGUAGGAGUUACAACACAGCAACGAGGAAUCGAGCUGGGGUUUUGUUUCCAUCGAAUUCCUUAAAUGCACUGCUAGCUUGUACCUCAGGGACAUCACAUGAUCCUCUGUCGAGAUGUCAUUUUUCGCGGGUCCUGAGGCAUGAACAAUAUUGCACUACUGCAGGGAACGAGGAAAAGCAAACAAUAUCGGUAACCUUUGUUGACAAGGAUGGAGAAGAGAAGCAUAUCAAGGUCCCUGUUGGAAUGUCUAUGUUAGAAGCUGCACAUGAAAAUGACAUCGAGCUCGAAGGAGCAUGUGAAGGGUCACUUGCCUGUUCCACCUGUCAUGUGAUUGUUAUGGAUGUGGACUACUACAACAAGCUAGAAGAUCCAACAGACGAAGAAAAUGAUAUGUUGGAUCUUGCUUUUGGCCUCACAGAGACGUCUCGUCUAGGUUGUCAAGUAAUUGCAAAACCUGAACUUGAUGGACUUCGGUUAGCUCUUCCUGCAGCCACAAGAAACUUUGCUGUUGAUGGCUAUAAGCCGAAACCACAUUAGAGAAUCUCUAACAUGGAUAAAAGAUUACUGGUGGGAUCUGCCAAAAAUCAAUGCCAGUUUUGUAGUCCUCUCACAAGUGAGUGUAUAAUAAUACCUUUAGGGUGAGUAUGGCAUCACAUAUUAUGCUGGAAAUUGUGACCAAAGUCAGCUGUUGUUUAGACAUUUAGUCAAAAGAAUUGAUUGAUUAUUUAUUGAUAAUAUCUCAAGGCUCGGCUCUUUUUUUUGUUGGUGUAUAUUUUCUCUAGGUUUGCAUUUUUGACAUUGGUUAAACAGUUGUGCCAAAUCAGCAUAACGAAGUGUCUUUGUUGUCAUUUCAAGUUGCAUCAAUCUACAACUCUUGUAUGAUUUAUUA